Molecule: messenger RNA, 603 nt
Organism: Aspergillus tanneri
Lineage: Eukaryota; Fungi; Ascomycota; Eurotiomycetes; Eurotiales; Aspergillaceae
Gene: MSRB3
Product: peptide-methionine (R)-S-oxide reductase
Exons: 2
Coding region: 1-603 (200 amino acids)
Biological process (GO): protein repair; response to oxidative stress
Molecular function (GO): peptide-methionine (R)-S-oxide reductase activity
Source: RefSeq, a predicted model, not a curated record
AUGCGUAUCCGGGGACUGUCUUUUGCCCCUCGGAUCUUCCUCAUACCUCUCAGGUCCCGCAUGAUUAGCAGAGUCACAACGACUUCACUGCGCAUACCUGGAUCAGCUACUUUCAAAGCUGCUCCCACGACUCCAUUUCUGAGUUCUUUAUUCAGCUCCAGCUCUAGUGAUAAGAUGUCCUAUCCUGACCAACGGAGUGAUGACGCAUGGCGCGCUGUUUUAAGUCCUGAACAGUUUCGCAUUCUUCGUGAAAAAGGUACCGAACGUCCCGGAACUGGCGAAUAUGACUCCCAUUAUCCUUCCCAGGGCGUCUAUAACUGCGCCGGUUGUAAUGCUCCGCUAUACAAGGCCACCCACAAAUUCACAUCCGGAUGUGGCUGGCCAGCAUAUUUCGAUUCCAUUCCCGGUGCCGUGACGAGACACACCGAUAAGUCCUUUGGGACGGAGCGGACUGAGAUCGUGUGCAGCAACUGUGGGGGUCAUCUGGGGCACGUCUUUAAGGGCGAGGGAUUCCCGACGCCCACGGACGAGAGACAUUGUGUGAAUAGCAUUAGUUUGCGGUUUCAGGAGAAUGAAUCGGGGGGUACGAAGUCAAAGGCAUGA